CCAAAUGGCGCUGGAGCUGAUCAAGAACACCAAGAUGGUCAGCCUGCUUCUGGCCCUGGCAGCAUCGAUCUUAAUGAUCCAUGUUGAUGCCAACAGCAGGCUCGAUGUUUACACGAUUCCAGGCUGCCAAGAUCCCGGACAGAGCUACACGGCCAAGCCGGAUCCUUGCACCUCGACCUGUGUGCUCGUUCCAAUCAACUAUCGCUUCACGUACGAUGGCCAGGCCGGGCUCUUCUUUGACGGCCCAGACUGCAGUGGCGCUUUAACAACAGUCCGCUCGAAUGUGUCCUCCUGUGAUUUACUGCAAGCGAGUCCACUGAGGAGUGCCAAGUUCUCCUGCAGAGCAUGAUGAGCAUCAAGCCUAGCAAGAAAGUGGAUGAAAGUAGUGAUCGAUGUGCUUCCCAGAUCUUUGGACGUGAUUAUGUCAAUGAUAAGCCCAAAUGCCGACC
Selaginella moellendorffii is the source of this 449-nucleotide messenger RNA. RefSeq lists its product as uncharacterized. Lineage: Eukaryota; Viridiplantae; Streptophyta; Lycopodiopsida; Selaginellales; Selaginellaceae. The record is from RefSeq and is a predicted model, not a curated record. The coding region runs from base 5 to 349 and encodes 114 amino acids. The transcript has 2 exons.